AUGAGUCAAGGAAAGCAGCCAGGUCCGCAAGCGGGCGCCGGCGACGCGAACAGCGUGCGCCAAGGAACGCAGAAACGUCCAAGACCUGGCAAAGUGGAAACGAGCAAGCGACUGACUGGCAGGACGCAACCUGGUGGCAUGUGCGGCGAGACGAGUCCUGGUGGGAUGCAAGCAACACUUCCUGGAACUCACCGACUACCUGGUAUGGUUCGGCACGAAAGCAAGGGGCAGAAAGAAGGCAAGAGGCAGGAAGAGGCGGUGGCCCCCUAUGGCUCCAAACGUGGCGCUGCUUGGUCAAGGAACCCAUGGCGCGAUGGUGCUGGGCAGCGUGCAACACGUGGCCAGGAUGCGGAUGCAGAUGGGCAAAAAACGAGAAGCCCCCUGCAGACCGCGACGAUGAUGAAGAACAAAGCGCUCGGUAUGUGGGAAGUGGCGUUCCAGCUUGCAGAGGCCGACCCCAGGCGAAUCGCUCCAGCGACUGAACCGCUGCCCGUCUUUCAUGCCACUUGUGAUGUGACGGACUUGAAGCACGCGCUAUCAUCUCUGUUUCCGCUCAUCCCCGCCAAGCUGCUGCACAACACUGCCAUCCUGUGGAACCUCAUCGGCAAGGAUGAGACGUCCUUGCCAGUGGUGGUCAAUUUGCAGGGCGUUGGCUGGCAAGGAUACUACAUUUCGAGGAAUGCGCCGACUUGGCACGAGGUGCAUCCUUCCGGUGGCUCGCACGCGUGCAUCUUCGUUCAUGGCGCGGGAUGGCGACAGGCGGCAGCUAUUUUGAGGGAGGGCGCCAGCUUGGGUCUUCCGGAGGGCCCUGAUGAAUGCGAGUCGCUGCUGCAAGCUGUCGGCCGCUCCAUUUCUACACCGAAGGGCCAGUCUGGAAUUCACAUCGUCGGAGAAGCAGUCUUGGAGGAUGCUCGCAGCGUGGUUCAAGGAGGCGCUUGGCGGGAGAUGGCGGCGGCCAGGGCUGCCGGCGUGGCACGCGCUCCAGAGCGCUGGGCAUUCCGGUCGGACAUCCCUUGCGUUCGUGGCGUUGUGAUCACUUUCCCCGUGUGA
This is a messenger RNA of Symbiodinium natans, 1050 nucleotides long. The record is from the annotation of a GenBank genome assembly. Lineage: Eukaryota; Dinophyceae; Suessiales; Symbiodiniaceae.